This is a messenger RNA of Marchantia polymorpha subsp. ruderalis, 3388 nucleotides long. NCBI's taxonomy places the organism in Eukaryota, Viridiplantae, Streptophyta, Marchantiopsida, Marchantiales, Marchantiaceae. The record is from the annotation of a GenBank genome assembly.
GGUGGUAACAGCAAUUUGGCUUUCCCCUGGACGAGAUCAGCCUUCCAAGUGUAUCGCGAGCGAGUCUUGUGGGCGCAUGAGUCAGUUCCACAGAUUUCUCUUCCGAUAUCGCGAAUGGAUGACGCAAAAUGUUGACAUGAGAGCUUUGACAGCGAGCAGAAAUAUCUCUGAUGGAGUGCGACUUUGUUAGUAUAGCAAACAAGAGCCCCAGGUGCAGAUGAAAUCUAGGGCUGGCUUCUGACGAGCGUGGUCCACACCUGCAUUGUGCGCUCCUCCCAUUCCGUGGUUACGGCGCCCAUUCUCUAACCACUCGCGAGAUAUGCAAUCAAAUUUAGUGGAUUAUUUUUGUGGCUAUCCCUUUCGACUCUAAGUGAAGGAGGGCGCCAACACGAAAUCUACAUGUUUUCGAAGCUCGCGCUCUUCGAAAAGGAUCGCAGUUGUGAAGCUCUUCGACUGGUCGAUGGAUGCCAGGCGAACCCAUCCUGGCCUUAAGUCUUUCCCUUCACACCAGCCUACGAAUGCACCUUCCGCACGGAGUGAAAGUUGGAAGCUUACCACGAAGGUUAUGAUGUCCGAAAUUUGGAGGAGAGUACUAUGUUCCACAUCCGAGAGAAUGUCAAACUGUUUCUUCAAUGAAGGUAAACGUGUCAGAAACGCUCUGAGAUCUGUAUCGAUAACAAGGCCGUGUGGCCUCUUCGGUUUCAAGUCAGCUGUUCGGGCCAUCAUGUACUCUCCGCUGAAGAGAUUGAGUUCGCUGUAAAAGCUGGAUUACUGCAAUCAUGGCAGAAACCGCAUCGUAAAGCAUAGGCUACGACAUGGAACCAGGUGAAUCUUCCCGAUUCACCGAGCCGAGAUCCAAAAAGUCCGCAGAAGGGAGAUCAAUCACACAACAACCGAUGGCACAGCCGGCAGGAUCAUUGAUUAGUACUCCAAUUGGAUAUGCUGAUUGGCAUAUCAGAAGGAUGCACGUGGUUCCCAUGAACUUGCCUGUCUACCGGUUAUCGUGUAGGGAAGCGUGGAACGAGUUGACUGAAACUCAAAAGCAUUUCGUUCACCAUUUCUCCCGGGCUUCAUGGAAUGGAUCACGAAUUUGUGCCAAACAGCUAUCACAGGAGAGUCCAGAUAUUUUGAGGCUCUUGGUCAUAUACUUUUCUUCGUCAUCUCUUUCCGACUUGAAGCGGAGAUGUCUUGUAGGUGGUAUAACCAUACGGGAGUGGGAUUUAUUUUUGACAUAUUCAACUUGCUUUCUUACCAACAUGGGAAAUUACCUUGCGUUCGGUGACUUGAAGAUUGUUCCAGGAAUUUCAGAAGACAAAUUUGAGCUCAUUUUGAAACUGUGUCCCUUGCAGGACCAGAAAAGAGAGGGUCUGAUGUCUCUAUGGGAGAAAACGCGAAAACGUACAUUCUCGUUGGCCCCAGGGGAAAGACAUCUAGGGAUGCCACCCGGUGGUACCUCGGCGUAUUAUUCACCGAACAUCACUCUUCAGGAUGUAAACCUCGUUUCGGAAUGGAUGAGGCAGGCAAAUAUAGAGCCUUGGAAUACAAGAAUCUUUAAAAAAGAAAGUUCAGUGAAUUCUGAUACACUGCCGGAGUACGACGUUCGAAUAGCUUCUUCAUUAGAUUUCCCUAUAGAAACUUAUAAUUUUGAGAACAAGUGUAUCAUAAACAUUGUGCGCGGUGAUCUCAAGGAGGAACUCCACGACGUCGUGGAGCAUUUAAAGCAAGCACUAGUGUACGCUGAUAAUGACUGUCACCGUGAAAUGGUUAAGUGCUUUAUUGAUUAUUUGCAGACUGGAUCGGUUGAUUUCCACAAGAGGAGUCAGCUCCUUUGGCUGAAUGAAAAUGAUCCGUCCCUUGAAAUCAACAUAGGAUUUAUUGAGACAUACCGUGAUCCUACGGGAUCCCGAGCGGAGUUUGAAGGCUUUGUAGCAUUUGUCAAUAAGGCUCGAACCAAGCAGUUUGGAGAAUUGGCGAAGAAAGCCGAUGUACUUUUGUCGUCCUUGCCGUGGCCGAAGGAUUUUGAGGCAGAUCAACUUCAGUGUGGCACCUUCACGUGCAUCGACGUAUUUUGCUAUGCUAAUGGCACAAUCCCAACAGGCAUUAAUCUUCCAAAUUAUCAGGACGUCCGGCAAACUUACGGAUGCAGAAAUGUGUGUUUAUCGAAUGUUCUCGAAGCUCACUAUCCGGAUACGAAGACAACUUUCUUGAGAGAUGACGACAUUGAGCUAUUGAAGCGAACGAAGAAAGAAGUUUUCAUUGUUCAACUAGCUUGUCAUGAACUCCUUGGACAUGGUUCCGGGAAACUUUUCAGUCAAGAUAGUGGAGGUGUUUACAAUUUUCCAUACGGAAAGAUCAAGCAUCCUUUUACACACGAAGCAGUAGUGUCAUGCUAUGGACCUGGCGAAACAUGGAAUUCUAAGUUUGGGGGAAUAAGUGGAGCUUUCGAGGAAUGUCGAGCUGAGUGUGUUGGACUGUUUCUUAGUACAAAUUCAGAGGCUAUGGAGAUUUUUGGCCAUGUCGGCCCACCCGCUGAGAACAUUAUGUACAUCAACUGGCUGAUGAUGGCAAGAGCCGGUUUCCUUGCUUUGGAGUACUUCAGUCCGAAUAGCGGUGACUGGAGGCAGGCACAUAUGCAGGCCAGGUUUGCUAUUCUUCGAACCCUUCUUGAGGCGUCAAUUGAGGAGGCGGAAGAGAAUGCUGCCAACAAACUUCCUCACGGUGCUGAUCUCCUGCAAAUAAGACCUCGUGGACCUAAUGAUGUUGUCUUGUGUCUCAAUCGUAGCAAAAUCAGAGCGGUAGGGCUACCCGCUAUCAGUGACUUGCUGCUGAAACUGCAAGUCUACAAGUCUACGGCUGAUUGGCAGGAAGGCCAGAAGUUCUUUCAAGAGCUGACGACUGUGCCACGUGAGCUUAUGAAAUAUCGGAAAAUUAUACGGAGUAAUAAACGACCUCAGCCUAUGUUUGUCCAGGUGAAUACGAGGAUGCAAGAAGUGGAUGGACGCUCGGAGGUGAUACUGGAAGAGUUUGAAGCAAGUGCGGAUGGCGUAGUAAGAUCGCACUUGGCUCAUUUUGAAGAUUGGGUGGCGCAGAUUUGAGUUCUCCCUAAAUGUGCGUCAUCACAUGAUUUGUGGGCUCAAUUGUCACUCAAGCUAUGAUUUUUUUCCCAGGCGCUCCCGUGUGAGGCGCAUUUUAACAAAUUGUCUUUAGAUAGCACUUGGACGAAUUGCGAAGGGACUGAAUUUACUGCUCAUAAGUUGAUUCUAUCAUCCUCUCGGUAACAGAAACUCUAUGUCGUCACAAUUUGACGUGUUCAUAAUUGCGAAGGAUGAAUCCAGAUCCUUCCACGGAAUUUAAUUUUCUCAUGAGUGCACACUGGCUGUGCUUGCGA